CUUUCGCAAUAAAAAGAAGAGCAAAGAAGAACAAUGGCUGUGAAAGCCUGAGUUGCUUAGCGGUGUUGCAUGCUGGGAAGUCAGUACGGCGGGAAUGAGUGACCGCUGUCGCGGCUGUCUCGCGUGCGCCCGGGCCGUUUGAGCGCCAUUUUUUGGCGGCACAUUUCUUGCGCCAAUACUCUGUUCGGAGCGAGUUGGAAGACUCUCGGUCUGUUUCGACAAACCACGGAAGCAGUUAUGUCGCUAACCAGCAGGGACAUGUGGGGUGUACUGCGCGGCAGUUGCAGGGAGCCUUUGUGUGACUGUCAGCGCUACGUCGUCGUGUGCCCAUCAGACGAAAGCGCGGCAAAGAUUCGUUGUGACACAGAGCAAGGACUUACUGUGCCACCUAUUCUACCAAUAGUUGGCACAGGGAUAAAUGGACCGAGUGAAGUGCAACAGCCGUAUCAUCCUGAUUGUUCGAAAGACCACGAGAGAGAAGUUGCCGAAGUGCUGCAAGAGAGUGCACAGCCUGGCUGCUCGAAAGAUGGCUCACUAUGGGUGGAAGCUCCACCUCCUUCGGACCUUCCUGUAGACAUGAGCCAGCAACUUGCCAUUAAUGAAGCUCCUGCGCCAUCAAAACCUGCACCCAAGGUCAGCAAACACGUUUGUGUGGCGUGCAGGUUCACCAGCAGGCAUUUUUAUGCCUUUAUGCGACAUGUUCGGGAAGUGCACAUGAACAAGGUUGCUUUGGUGUGCACUAGGUGUCGGAAGCGAUUUGUCUGCAUGGUGCUCGUCUUCUGCAGAAGAUAA
This is a messenger RNA of Ixodes scapularis (black-legged tick), 792 nucleotides long. RefSeq lists its product as uncharacterized. The transcript is spliced from 3 exons. The record is from RefSeq and is a predicted model, not a curated record. The coding region runs from base 238 to 792 and encodes 184 amino acids. Lineage: Eukaryota; Metazoa; Arthropoda; Arachnida; Ixodida; Ixodidae.